CUACGGAGGCUAGAACUGGAAGGGAUGAGUCUGCGAUAGGUCUGGGUUCUUUCGGUAGUGGCGUUGGAAGUCACGCGUGGGGCUUUAGAGGUAGCUGGGGACGAUUGCCGAGCGGAGAGAACGGCUUGCGGGUCUAAGGUCUCUGAGGUCCGCGUGCCGAGGCCUAGCUCGGGGCUCGCUGGUGAGCGCCGGUGGAAGUGUGCGUGUUGGAGUGAACAGUCUCUUGGAAGGCAGAGGUGACAUCGCCUUCAGUUUUUCACUGACCCACGUUUCCUCUACUCGGGCUCCCACACCAGGACUGUAAGGAGUCCACGAGUUACCUAAGGGUUUGUGGGAACUGCCCCCCUGUUCACGGAGAUGCCGUACCUUGGCUCUGAGGAUGCGGUGAAGGAACUGAAGAAGGCCCUGUGUAACCCUCAUAUUCAAGCUGAUAGGCUGCGCUACCGGAAUGUCAUCCAACGAGUAAUUAGGCACAUGACUCAGGGUUUGGAUAUGUCUAGUGUUUUCAUGGAAAUGGUGAAGGCCAGCGCCACUGUAGAUAUUGUGCAGAAAAAGUUGGUUUAUCUGUAUAUGUGCACAUAUGCACCUUUGAAACCAGAUCUGGCACUCCUGGCUAUCAACACACUAUGCAAAGACUGCUCAGACCCCAACCCAAUGGUGAGAGGACUAGCACUACGGAGCAUGUGUAGCCUCAGGAUGCCUGGUGUACAGGAAUAUAUCCAACAGCCUGUUCUUAAUGGUCUUCGGGAUAAGGCUUCAUAUGUCAGGAGAGUGGCAGUCCUUGGCUGUGCUAAGAUGCAUAAUCUUCAUGGAGACUCUGAAGUGGAUGGUGCCCUGGUCAAUGAGUUAUACAGUCUGCUGCGUGACCAGGAUCCAAUUGUGGUUGUGAACUGCUUGAGGUCUCUAGAAGAAAUUCUGAAACAGGAAGGAGGUGUUGUCAUUAAUAAGCCUAUUGCCCACCAUCUCUUAAAUAGAAUGUCAAAACUGGACCAGUGGGGCCAGGCUGAAGUAUUGAACUUUCUGCUCCGCUACCAGCCCCGCAGUGAGGAGGAACUGUUUGAUAUUCUCAAUCUGUUGGACAGUUAUCUCAAGAGCAGUAGCACAGGUGUCGUAAUGGGAGCCACCAAACUCUUUCUGAUCUUGGCAAAAAAGUUUCCCCACGUACAAAUUGAUGUGCUCGUACGAAUCAAGGGGCCCUUGCUAGCUGCCUGUUCUUCAGAUAGCCGGGAACUCUCUUUUGCUGCCCUCUGUCAGGUGCGACAGAUCUUGCAUAGUUUGCCAGGUCACUUUAGCAAUCACUACAAAAAGUUUUUUUGCUCUUACUCGGAGCCCCACUAUAUCAAGCUACAGAAGGUGGAGGUAUUGUGUGAACUGGUGAACGAUGAGAACGUGCAACAGGUGCUAGAAGAGCUCCGUGGCUACUGCACUGAUGUGUCUGCUGAUUUUGCCCAGGCUGCCAUCUUUGCCAUAGGGAGCAUUGCCAAGACUUAUACAGAUCAGUGUGUGCAGAUUCUAACAGAGUUGCUGGGGCUUCGACAAGAACACAUCACCACAGUGGUGGUGCAGACUUUCCGAGACCUGGUUUGGUUAUGUCCUCAGUGUACUGAAGCUGUGUGUCAGGCCCUGCCCGGCUGUGAGGAGAACAUUCAAGACAGUGAGGGAAAGCAAGCACUUAUUUGGUUACUUGGAGUUCAUGGGGAAAAAAUUCCCAAUGCCCCUUAUGUGUUGGAGGACUUUGUAGAAAAUGUGAAGUCAGAGACAUUUCCUGCUGUUAAGAUGGAGCUACUGACUGCACUGAUGCGACUUUUCCUCUCACGCCCUGCUGAGUGCCAGGACAUGCUGGGACGUCUGUUAUAUUAUUGCAUAGAGGAAGAAAAGGAUAUGGCUGUUCGGGAUCGAGGUCUCUUCUAUUAUCGCCUCCUAUUAGUCGGCAUUGAUGAAGUUAAGCAGAUCCUGUGUAGUCCUAAAUCUGACCCUUCUCUUAGACUUUUGGAGGAUCAGGCAGAACGACCUGUGAAUAGCUGGGCUUUAGACUUCAACACAUUGGCGCCAGUGUAUGGCAAAGCCCACUGGGCAGUUAUCUCGAAAUGCCAGAAGGCAGAACGUCAUGACUCAGAGCUUCCUACCAAUGCAUCCUUUGCCAUAUCAGGACACCUGGUUCCAGAAGAGAACAAAAAAGUACAAGAACCUCCUGAAUCUGAAGCGCUCAUGCUGGUCCCCAAUCUCCAGCUUUCUGCUGAGUAUUUUGAGAAAACUUGGCUUAGCCUCAAAGUUGCUCAUCAGCAGGUGUUUCCUUGGCAAGGAGAAGUCCAGCCUGACACCCUCCAGAUGGCUCUAAAAGUAGUGAACAUUCAGACCAUUGCAAUGAGCAGGCCUGGGGCUCAGCCCUGGAAAGCCUACCUCAGUGCUCAGGAUGAUACUGGUUGUCAGUUCUUAACUGAAUUGCUGUUGGAGCCUGAGAACUCAGAAAUGCAGAUCUCUGUGAAACAAAGUGAGGCAAGGACUGAAACACUACCUGGUUUUAUUUCUGUAUUAGAAACUGUCAUUGGAACAAUUGGAGACAUAAAAUCCUAACAGA
Messenger RNA from Nannospalax galili (Upper Galilee mountains blind mole rat), 2578 nucleotides. It is a transcript of the gene Ap4b1, whose product is annotated as adaptor related protein complex 4 subunit beta 1. The record is from RefSeq and is a predicted model, not a curated record. NCBI's taxonomy places the organism in Eukaryota, Metazoa, Chordata, Mammalia, Rodentia, Spalacidae. Gene Ontology annotation, molecular function: clathrin binding. Bases 358 to 2574 code for a protein of 738 amino acids. Gene Ontology annotation, biological process: intracellular protein transport; vesicle-mediated transport. Gene Ontology annotation, cellular component: clathrin adaptor complex; membrane coat. The transcript has 10 exons.